Messenger RNA from Nerophis ophidion (straightnose pipefish), 5511 nucleotides. Its product is annotated as transient receptor potential cation channel subfamily M member 5-like. Gene Ontology annotation, molecular function: calcium-activated cation channel activity; ligand-gated calcium channel activity. Gene Ontology annotation, cellular component: membrane. Bases 48 to 3818 code for a protein of 1256 amino acids. Lineage: Eukaryota; Metazoa; Chordata; Actinopteri; Syngnathiformes; Syngnathidae. The transcript has 28 exons. The record is from RefSeq and is a predicted model, not a curated record. Gene Ontology annotation, biological process: calcium ion transmembrane transport.
CCCUCUUAAGCAGCGAGUCCGGCAGGCGCUUCACCAGAGAAGACAGGAUGAAGGCGGCGGAGAAGCAGAAAGAAGUUCUUGUCAAGUCUCCGAGUAAGAAAGAGAAGGAUCAGAGCUGGAUCCCCAACAUCAUCAAGAAGCGAGUGUGCACCGCUUUUGUUGAAGACUCGUCCAGUGAUGGAGAGCUGUGUCUUUGUGGUGGCGUGCGGAACUUGCAUAACACUUUCCCUGAGGAGAAAGAAGAGACCGAGGAGUCCCCGGAUGCUGUCCACCUGUGGGACAGUAGCAAGCACACCACAGAGUGUCCCACCGAUGCCUUCGGAGAGCUCGAGUUUGCUGGCGCCAGUUGCAGGCACAGUUAUUUUCUGCGGUUAUCAUGUGACACACCACCUCAAAAAAUCUACACCCUGCUGACCACACACUGGCGAUUGCCCUCACCCAAUUUGGUGGUGUCAGUGGUGGGAGGCGAAGGACGUGAGACGAUCAAAACAUGGGUGAGAGAUGUCCUGAGGAAUGGGCUGGUUCGAGUUGCACAGAGUACAGGGGCCUGGAUCUUUACGGGCGGUCUACGAGAAGGCGUGGCUCGCUGUGUCGGCGAGGCGGUGAGGGAUCACAGCGCUGCAGCUUCGAAGCUCUCCAAGAAGAAAGUCAUAGCCGUGGGAAUCGCACCCUGGGGCAUUGUUUUCGACAGACAACAUCUCGUUAAUGCAGAGGGAAGCUUCCCUGCUCGCUACUACGUCCAGAACACGGCACAUGACUCGUGCCUCCUGGACAACAACCACCAAGCUUUCUUGCUGGUGGAUGAUGGGAGUAGCGGCCGAAGAGGAGGAGAGACAGCCUUUCGUGCAGGUCUGGAAGGUCAUAUCUCUCACCAGCGCACUGGCAUUCUGGGUAGUGGCAGCAUUGAAAUUCCAGUGCUGUGUAUGCUCAUCUCAGGAGACGCCAGCAUGCUGAAAAGACUAGAGAAUUCUUUGAAUAAAUCCACUCCCUGGCUUGUCCUCGCCAACACUGGUCCAGCUGCAAACCUGAUCAGUGAGCUUCUAAUGACUCUUCCUUGCAUCGCAAUAAGCCCCUCUUCAUUCGAGGCGGGUGAUAUGGACUGUAUCUGCAUGGACAUCCGUGACAGGAUCCACGACAAGAUCCAGAAACACUUUCCAAAUGAAAGUGACCAGGACAAACUGGUGGACAGCGCUCUGACUAUUCUUUUUAACAGAGAGCUCAUCACUGUGUUCCACGCGGAGCAGGGACUUGAUGAAUUUGAUAAUGUACUCCUCAAAGCCCUUGUUCGAGCUAGCAAACGUUUGUCCAGCGACGCCAGUGAGUACACUGAAGAGUUGAAACUGGCUGUGGCCUGGAACCGAGUGGACAUCGCCAAGACAGAACUCUUCACCGGGAACAUACUGUGGAAGUACGAUGACCUGGAAGGUUCAAUGACAGAUGCUCUCGUCAACGACAAGCCUCAGUUUGUGCGGCUCUUCUGUGAAAACGGUCUGAAUAUUUUGGACUACCUGACAUACCAGCGCUUGGAGAGUUUGUAUCGCUCGCUCUCGGACAGCUGCGUGGCCUACGUUCUACUGCAGAGGCGCCUGAGUGACCGUCUGAGUCUGGAUGGAUCUCGACCCAGUCUGAACGGAGUCAUAGGGGCACCGCGCUUGAGCACACAGAGUGCAACAUCCGGACCUGCUUCAGGGAAUGACCUCAGCUUGUUUGAGGUAUCACGUGUUCUGUGGGACCUGCUGGGAGAUGUCUGUCAGCCUUUCUACUAUGAGCCCCUUGGUCUGGACUUCAAGAUCGGCUCUUCAAAGGCCCUCAGACAAGUCAACAAGAUGCUGCAUGGGGGCAAUUGUGCGUACCGGGACCAACGUUGCCACUCGCCAUGGGCAGCGCUCUACAUCUGGGCUAUCUUGCAGAACCGCAGUGAGAUGGCUGUUUAUUUCUGGGAAAUGGCUGGCGAGUCGGUCAUGUGUGCCCUCGGUGGUUGCAAGCUGCUGAGGGAACUUUCUCAUUUGGAGAGUGAGAAUGAGAGCAAAGCGGCCAUGAAAGAGCUGGCACAGAAGUUUGAGGAUCUUGCACACGAUGUAUUUGGAGAAUGUUACCAGAGCAGCGAGAGGCGCUCCUUCACCCUCCUGAUAAGAAAGUCUCCAGUGUGGGUUGGAGCGACGUGUCUGCAGAUGGCAACUGCGGCUGAUGCUCGCCUGUUCUUCAGCCAUGACGGCGUUCAGUCGUUGCUGUCCCAGAUCUGGUGGGGCAGCAUGGACAGAACUACCGAGGCGUGGAAGCUGGUGAUCGCCUUCUUCAUGCCCCCUCUCAUCUUCAUAGAUUUUAUCAGCUUCAGGCAGCAGGAAGACGAGGAUAAUCCAGUAGUUGUCCAGGUCAACCUCAAAGACGCUGACAUUCUGGAGGACAAUGAUGGCGUAGUCUUCCCCCUUGCUGAUAUUGUACACAAGGAUGAAGAGGCGGAUGAGUCCCAGGCUCUAAAAGAAAACCUAACAUCCUCUUCAACAUCCGACAUCAGGACACCACCGUUCAUUGUGACGCGGUGGAGACAGUUUUGCGGCGCCCCCGUCACCACCUUCCUGGGCAACGUGCUGAUGUACUUCCUGUUUCUCUGCCUUUUCGCCUACAUCCUGUUGGUGGAUUUCAAGCCCCCACCUCCAAAAGGCCCUUCUUCCCUGGAAUUUGUGCUUUACUUUUGGGUUUUUACAUUAGUUUGUGAAGAAAUCCGACAGAUCUUUUUUGUGUCCAGCAACUUUAUGCUCCAGGGGAUGAAGAGUUACAUCAAAGAUAUUUGGAACCAGUGUGACGUCACAGCCAUCACAAUCUUCAUUUGUGCUCUUGGCUGCAGAAUGUUCCCGCAGUCGUUCAAGUUCGGCCGAGCGCUGAUGGCAAUCGAUUUCAUGGUCUUCACGCUGCGUCUGAUCCACAUCUUUGCCGCCCACAAGCAACUCGGGCCAAAGAUUAUUAUCGUUGGCAAAAUGAUGAAAGACAUUUUCUUCUUCCUCUUUUUCCUGACUGUGUGGGUCAUCGCCUAUGGAGUAGCCAACCAGGCGCUCCUCUAUUCAUACGAUCCACGUCCCAACUGGAUAUUUCGCCGAGUCUUCUACAGACCCUACCUGUAUAUAUUCGGACUCAUUGACGUACAAGAAGUGGAUGCUGAUUUGAUCGGGGACAAGAGUUGUACCAACAAUGUGACGCUAAUCGAAGCGGGACACGAGCCUUGCACAAACGCCGACGUCAACUGGCUGGUUAUCGUCCUUCUGGUCAUCUAUCUGCUGGUUACCAACAUACUGCUAAUCAAUCUCCUCAUCGCCAUGUUCAGUUUCACCUUCAACGAAGUUCAGGAGCGCAGUGACAUCUACUGGAAAUUCCAACGUUACAACUUGAUCGUGGAAUACCACUCCAGGCCUUCCAUGGCGCCGCCAUUCAUCAUCAUUUCACAUAUUAUUCUUUUUAUCAAGAGAAUCGUCCGCCAUAUACCCUCGGAAAAGACAAAACACUUUGUUUUGGAUUUGCCGGACAUCAAAGCCAGCCAGAUCAACAUGUGGGAGGCGAUCCAGAAAGAAAACCUCCUCUCAGCUGAGAAUAAGCGGCAUCGAGAUAGUGACACGGAACGCCUCAAGCGUACAUCUUUCAAGGUGGACAAUGUGCUGAAGAAAAUGAACGCACAUCAUGACCACGACCAACGUUUGCAGCUCCUGGAGACAGAGAUGGAGUACUGCUGCAACUCCCUCUCCUGGAUGAUGGAGGCCAUGUCUCAGAGUAACAUCAUCAAAGCCAACCGCCCCCCUCCAGUCUUAAGAGACCUGUCUCCAAGCUGAACUUCCUAAACUCUCCUCACAGAGACAUGUGUGAGCACACACACACACACACAAUCUUGUAUUUUUUACCUUCUUGAGACCGCCGAAAAAGGCCUACCUCUUUAGGAACAACCUUUCUAGAUUUAUAAAGAUUUUUAUUUACAAUAUUACUAAUAUAUACAUACUAUGCAAAGAUAAAAACGUAAGUUUUUAGUUGAAUUUUUUUUAUUUGAUUAUUUUUUGUUUGUAAUUGGUUUUUAAACUUCAUUUUUUGAUAGGUUGAUUGGCAACAGUAAAUUGGCCCUAGUGUGUGAAUGUGAGUGUGAAUGUUGUCUGUCUAUCUGUGUUGGCCCUGCGAUGAGGUGGCGACUUGUCCAGGGUGUACGCCGCCUUCCGCUUGAUUGUAGCUGAGAUGGGCACCAGCGCCCCCCGCGACCGUAAAGGGAAUAAGCGGUAGAAAAUGGAUGGAUGGAUAUUUACUUCAAUUUAUUACAGUAUGUCGCUAUAUACUGUACAUAUUUAUUUAUUUUUCUAAAUACAUUUUGACCAAAGGGGGUGCAUUUCAAUUUCUGACACACACUUGUCAUUACAUAUGAUGGCCAGAGGGGGGGGCCACUUCAGAUUUUUACACACACUUGUUAUUUCAUAUAUUGACCAUGCACUUUUAAAAACCGACAGUCAAUUUGAAAAAUCCCACUUUUUUGGGACCACCCUAAUUUUGAUAGAUUUCACCACCAUUCUCUAAUAGAUGCAAUGGUUUUCUGUAUUGGAACCAUGAUUUCGGUCCUAACUUGUUCACCGGUCCUCAUAUCGAAGGUACUUUUCCUUGUUGAUGUCUCAAGAAGGGUGGAAAUACAACUGCACACACACACACACACACUCACACACACACACACACACACACACACACACACACACACACACACACACACAGUGUACUCAAGAGUCAAAUAUGAUUUAAAUUGCUCUUUAAGUUGGGUUGAUGUUGACAUGCAACAAUGUGUUCAACAUAAAAUGUUUGAGUUAAAAUUGUAUUUCCCUAAUUGUGUUCAUGGUUUUGUUUAUUUGUUAUUAUUUCCUGUUUCCGCCUGCAUUUCCUGUCCGUCUUUUGUUUCCCCAUAAGAUGCCUCAACUGACAACCUUAAUUUGGAUCUGUGACGGACCUCCUAACUCAAAACACUCAAGUUAACCAUGAAAUGAAUUUAAUUGGGGCUUGUUUCCCCCAAAACAGCACAAUUUUAACACGCAACAUGCCAAACAUUUAGAUAAGAAUUAUGGAAAUAAUUACACUAUUUUUUGAAGUCUUAUAAUAAUAAUAAUAAUAUUGUACAGCAUUUACCUUGAGGAGCACACUUCUACAGUAUCUACUUUAAGCUGCUUCUCCGUCAAACACGCCAUCAGCAACAUUUCUGUAUUUUCAGGGAUAAAUGUAUUAUCUAAACAUUCAUGGCUGGCAUUAGACUCAUUCUGCUUCAGUAUGGUGAAUGCUUGUCCAAGUGGCGACCCGCUUAGUCAUAUUUUUAAUGAUUUCAUUUGCUUUGCUUAGCUUGUCAACCAAAGAAUGUCAUUUUUGCACAUGCUGCCUAAGUCUCUGCAUCCCGGGGUCCAAACCGAAACCAAUCAUUGCUUUUGCCGAUAACACUUGUUCUUGAUGAGAAGAUUUUUGAGAAAAUGUUGUGAGAGAUGAUUUCAAAUAAACUGUGUAAAACAUCAA